Molecule: messenger RNA, 6346 nt
Organism: Porites evermanni
Lineage: Eukaryota; Metazoa; Cnidaria; Anthozoa; Scleractinia; Poritidae
Source: the annotation of a GenBank genome assembly
AUGACUGAGCCUCCAAAAGUGGUUACCCUCAACGUAGGGGGACAGGUUCAUACCACCACCCUCUACACUAUAACACAGUAUUCUGACUCAAAACUUGCAGAGAUUUUCAAUGGAGAGAGCAGCGUACCCAAAGACCCAAAGGGAAGCUACUUCAUCGAUCGAGAUGGUGUAUUAUUCAAGCAUGUCUUAAACUUCUUGCGAACCCGUAAGCUGGUCUUGCCCGACGAUUUUAAAGAGUUUGAACAGCUCGAGAUAGAGGCAAAUUUCUACAAAAUCAAAUCUUUACAAGAAGAAGUCAAGAAAGCUAAAGAAUCCCAUCAAUCUGUCGAUUCUGGCCCAGAGAUUUUACGACUCUUUUACAGCUCCGGGACAAAGCUAGUGUUAGCUGGCGGAUUAGGAAUGCUUCAACAACUCGUACCCAAUAUACGUUUGCUCGGAGGUUCCAUUGCAAAAGGUCCUGCUUAUAACUUCAGUACUGCUAAGGGAGUUGUCGAGGGAGGGCAAGUUACAGUUCCGCUUAAGUUGGAGCAACUGGAUGCUUUUCUCCAACACGUCGUCAACGAGGGCUUUGAGGUCAAGAUGUCAGAUUUCUUCUUAGAUGGUAAUGCAAGUCAAGUCUGGGUAUUUGUGCGAAAGUAGUAUCGAAAUACACAAUGCAUUGGCUCUACACAAGAGAGAAUAAUUAUCAUCACUCUUGCUCUUCAAGAAUAAAAAGAAUUUUCAGUUAGAAAAAGGGACUAAUUUUGUAUUCUAAUGUGUGAUAAAGACAAAUGAAACUUGUUAGGGGUACGUUCAACUGCCUUAACUUAAAAAAAAAUUCCAUAAAAUGCCAUGAGGCGACGGAAUUCUGUAGACAGCUAAAUGUUGCAAGUAAGCCAUGAUUUGAUUCGCUUACGUUAAGGUGCAACUUAUAGUUAAGUAAUGUUUAGGGUUUUUAAUAGUAAGAUUGUCGGUUAGUCCGCUAUCGCGUCCUCGAGUGCCUGACAGUGUCAUCAUACAUGAACGGGCACUAUAACCGUUAAUGUUAGGACUGAUAGUUGCGCUUAAUGUGAAGUGCCUCACACUGAUAUUAAAAGAUUACACUAUAUAAAUCAACAAUGAAAAUAUUGUAUUGUUUGCAGAAUAAAAAAAGUAGAAUACGGUAUUGCAGCGUCAAAGAUAACAAAAGGACUCGCAAAUGGCAGGUUGUUGAUUAUAGACUUAGUCCAAGACACUCCCAAAUAUCCAAGUACUUUAAUCUUUUUACAACUAUUCCAAUUAUUCUAUCAUUUGUUCACAGUGACUCAAACCAUAAUAUGGGUCAUUUCCUGCAUAAAGUACUAAUGGAUCAGACUCAUAGNGUUUUUAAUAGUAAGAUUGUCGGUUAGUCCGCUAUCGCGUCCUCGAGUGCCUGACAGUGUCAUCAUACAUGAACGGGCACUAUAACCGUUAAUGUUAGGACUGAUAGUUGCGCUUAAUGUGAAGUGCCUCACACUGAUAUUAAAAGAUUACACUAUAUAAAUCAACAAUGAAAAUAUUGUAUUGUUUGCAGAAUAAAAAAAGUAGAAUACGGUAUUGCAGCGUCAAAGAUAACAAAAGGACUCGCAAAUGGCAGGUUGUUGAUUAUAGACUUAGUCCAAGACACUCCCAAAUAUCCAAGUACUUUAAUCUUUUUACAACUAUUCCAAUUAUUCUAUCAUUUGUUCACAGUGACUCAAACCAUAAUAUGGGUCAUUUCCUGCAUAAAGUACUAAUGGAUCAGACUCAUAGUGGGUCAGGCAGAGCAGCAAGCUGUAUGUAGACACACCUUUAAGACCUUUAACCGUUCCGUUAAAUUAAUUGUUUAUCUUCCUUGUCUCGUAAUUGUGUGUUUAGGAAAUGUUCGAGCAUUCUUCUCCGGCAUGGAGAACAACACAGACUUUCUGAAAGCCCGUUUCCGGUUUCUGCUGGUUAGGCUUAUGUGGCUCAUCUCAUAAUUCGGCUAACCGAUUUUUUGAAAAGCAACCUAACGAAAUUUGCAGUCAUUUGAGUGAGAGGGCAUCAAAAUGCAGGUUUCUUAAGCCUGAUAAGCUCAAAAAUCACAGUAACGAAGGAAAACGAAAGGAGAAAAAGAAAGAGCGGAGAUAAGGAGAAGAGUACAAGAAAAAAAAGCAAUGGCUGCACUCUUAGUUUUUCUGAUAGCUACUUUGGUUCAUUUGGCGAUGACGUUUUCAAAACUCCGGCUAAGAUUACAUCCAAGGCAAGAGAUCAAACAAGCUCUGUUGAGCUUUAGACGAUCUCCGCUUUAUUCUAAAUAGAUGUAAAACAUAAUAUUUAUCAGACGUCUUUCUUUUCUGCUCACAUCUCUUUCCACCGUCAUGCACCGUCCCCACGAUCUGAACCCUGGAACAGGCUACCCACCUUAUGACACACGCCUUUAAGACUUGUCCAAGAAAAGUCGAUCGUAUCAUACAUGACUACGUAAGUGAGACAAAAUUGAGUCCGCGGUUCAUAAUUAAUAGGUGUAGUUUCAAUUUCGGCUGUCGUCAAGCAGGAAACUAAGGUCAUCAGCAAAUUGAAUCCCGAAAAGUCAUGACAGGAAAUCGCAGUAUUCAUUCUGAUCGAGCGCAUCCCUGCGCAGAAUGUGUGAAUAGUGUUUUCAUUGACCACCCUCAGACAAGAAAGUAACUAUUGCAAAUAAUCACCGUCAGUGAACCAAUAUUGAGGUAACCUUGAGAAGCAAGCUGUUUUUGUGACUUUAGGACCCACCAUGGAUCUCGCUCUGGGCGUGGGUAACCUUUCGGUAACAUCGUGUGACGUUUUGCUACUGUCACUGACUACCACAGAACCGGAAAUCGUUGAUGUGCCAAAUUCAGCUUGCUAGCGAAACAACCGAUGGUCUGUUUUUGAUAAAUUACAAUCAUUUUAAGGUAAGUAAAAGCUUUUGAACGAGUCGUGUCUUGUUGUAUACGAAGUUUUGUAAUUGCUCACCGAACAGUCAUGUAAGAUAUUCUGUUAGAAUUCGGGAAAUUAAGACCAGGGUCAUAUGAGUUUUCUCCGGAGUUGUUACGUGUAGGGUUACCGAAAUAAUCCCUAAUGUUUUUUGUACACAGGAAAAAUGAUUUCGGUAAAUGAAAUUCGUUUUUCGUCAAGUAACGAAAAGACACAAACAUACAUGGAUUUAUGUACCUCUUUAUGAAUUAAUUAGUUUAAUGGAGUGUAAUAGUUUUAAAAUUGAUUCUCGUCAGUAGCAUGGGCUCCUGGUCUCGUGAAAACUCUAUUGCGACACCACAUACGCAAGGUGCUCCGUAUUCAAUCCUAGCCACCUUAGAUUCAUACACAUAGUUGACUUUAUUUCACUCCAAAAGCACUUACAUUUGUAAUGAUUUUUAACCCAGGCUAAUCGGUUCCUGACACAGGGACAUCAUACUUCCUCCGACAACAGACGAUUUAAGACUAGACUACGCCUAAUUAUAAAACUGAUUAGCAGGAUGUUAUUAGCCAGUGUAGCGAACCCCCCUCCCCUCAGAAAAACAAAAAUUGAGGGAAGGGGGAUCUGUACACAGGCUAGAUGUUUUAAACAAAUUCCGGUAUUCCCUCUGCCACUGUUAAUAGCAAAAAAUCAAAUUUUUCUCACGAUGCCUGACUCUGUUUUUUCUUCUGUGUUAUAUAAAAACAGUGUUGUUAUGGCUCCGAUGGCACAGUGUUUUUUUUUACAGGAUUCGGCUGCUGCUAAACGAACUGUACCCUUUGAAAUACAUGUCCGUUUUAGCACCCUGUUCAAUGCUGUGGACAAAAGCGUUCUUUUCUUUCAUCACACCCUACUAAAACGAGUUCGAGCAAAAUUAUAUUCAGUAAAACACGAAUGACAGUGGCCAUAUCGAGAAGUCAAUAGCAAAGUUCUCGCUUAAUAGAGGCUUCAAUGUGCCCUCUUCGGGACAGAACGGCCAAAAUCUGUAGUCCGUCUAGUAAUACGCCAUCGUGAAGGCCAAGUUCGAAAGCGCCCCUCCCCACAAAUAGCUAGGCGCGUCAGUUGAUCUGCUGUGUUAUUUUUCGCUUAUCUGGCACUUCCUCGCUUGUCGAGACACGCAAAUAGAGCUACGUAUUUCGACGAAAUGUGACCUUGAGCAGUCUAUAUUAAGAAUUGUUUUAAUCAUAUGGGAAAACUUUUUUAACUUAGCGACCGUUCACGAAAAGAGAUCGUGGGUGUAUGGUACAUAUGUACAUGAACAACCUCGUCCCCAGGGCUUGUUGAUACAUGAACUCUAUUUAUAAUCGAGAUUCAGAGUAGCUUGAAAGGCUAAUAUCUUCGAGAAUAUAAGUAAUAUAAAAGAAACAAUAAGAAUCAGCAAUCCACACGAAGGCCUUAAGGUUGAACUCUCCAUGAUAGUCAAUUUACCAUUAUCAUAAAAAUAAUUUUUAUGACAAAAUUAUCCUAACUGAUUUUCAUUCUGUCCCCCCUCCCCCAAGACAGUCUUGGAUUCUGAAUUCCACGCUAUGGAUCUCGGAUUCCAAAAACUGGAUUCGUAUUCCUCGUCAGUGGAACUUGGAUUUUGAAUACCAAUUUUAAGCGGGACUCUGGAAUCCUGGGGCUGAAAUUCGGAUUCCAAAGCCCAGUUUUCCAGAUCCACGAAUACUUUGCAUGUGGCCGGUGAAUUCUGAGAUAGACAUGCAAGCAAGUUUGAUUAGAAUCUCCACUCACAACCUCAUUCCAGAUACAAUGUCACUGCAUGUUGAACGAGAAUGGCUAAAACUAAAAAACAACUCAUCUCUGAAGUGGAGGUGACUUGCAAGUGCAAUACUCGCUUCCAAGCAGUUCGUCAUCCAGGACGGUUGAAAAUGCUAUGCAGUGGCUCGGGAAUUACCACUUUCUAUUUUUUUUUUGGCCCCUCACAAAAGCGGACCAGGAAAUAAUUAACCCUUUUUAGACCGCUAGGGUCUCAUGCGACCCAUAUGGAACGAUGUAUACAUUCCUCCCUGAACCCAUUUAGCUUUCAAUUGAAUUUAAUAAAUCGGUAGGCAACAACGUCAGCAAAGAUAGAUCUUUCCGGCGAUACAUCGGUUUGGGUAUUCUGACUAAUCCUGACGGGGUUACACUCACAAAAAAGGUAACAUUCUGGGGAAAAAUCCACUGCCAAUUUCGCUGUUUACAUACUACAACAAAUUAAAUUUGUCCCUUUCCUAAAAAGUUAGCCAGCCAUAAUUACAUGCAAAAGAGAGACGAUAAAGUAGGCGAAAAACCGCUAAUAAAGAAGGAAAAGAAGGGAAAAAGAGAGCGAGAGAGAAAGGUCGAAAUAGAUUCGCAAAAAGUCUAAAUUUUGGCUAUAGAGCAUGCGUGGAAAACAAAACUCGUUUUUAGCCAUUCCAUUAGCCGAAAACUAGUCCAAAGAAGAGGAAUUGGUGAAAUUAGCGUUUUUUUCGCUACUCGCCGGCCAGGAAGCCCAGGAAGUUGUUAGUGGAACGUGUCUUCAUUAAGUUAAACCAGUAUACUUGUUAAAAUUUAAUUUACACUCUCUCAAAAUCCCAAAAAGAGAGUUUGUAAGAGGACGUUCGAUGUAAAACAUUCGAAUUUGCUGCGAAAUUGCCAAGAGAUUCUCUUGCAAACUGGGGAAAGGUCUUGGAGAAAGUUGGUUUUGCCUUUUAAAACAUUUUUAUUUAGUUUGACACAGACUUAACAUCAAUAGCUAAGACGUUAAGAUUACGGGAUUGAUGAAAAUACAGUGAAGUGAGGUUCUUUUUUCUUAUUUUCUACAUUUUACAGCUUCAGAAGAUGGAGAAAGCUCAAACACUUCCAUCGAUAAUCGACAUUAACGUUGGCGGCCAUGUUUAUACAACAUCGUUGGCUAGUCUGACCAGGUAUCCUGAUUCUAUGCUGGGUGUUAUGUUCAGUGGUCGUCGUCCGGUUGCCAAGGAUUCUCGGGGAUGUUUCUUUAUCGAUCGUGAUGGUCCAAUGUUUCGGUACGUCUUAAAUUUCUUACGCUCUUCCAAGUUAAAUUUACCGGAAGGUUUUCAAGAAUUUGAUCAGCUCAUGGAAGAGGCCGAUUUCUAUCAAAUUGAUCCACUAAUCGAAGCUUUACGAAAGGUGAAGUCCUCACAAAGACCUGUUGCGAGUUGUCAAGUCAUUCGUCUUACUCUGGACCGAGACAAACAUGGAUUGGAAACACUGUUGACCGUGUUUGCCGAGAGUCCCAUACUGGAAGAAGUUUUCCGGGGACAUGAUUGUGUCGGAAGCUCUCUCAUCUUUUCUUUUGAUAAAGAACAGGCAGACUCAUCAACUGCAGCAAUUCUGCAAGAAAUAAUAAACCAUGGGUUUGAAGUGAUGACGAGACUCUCACAUCCUGAAGAUAAAUCCAUCAAUGAAUGGUUUUUCUUUCGUAAACGUCGUUGA